AUGCCUCACCCCGUAUCGCCGCCGAUAAUGGUCGCCAAAUCCGGCGAUGCCCCUCCCCCGCCGUCGCAACAGGACGUCUCUUCCAUCCUCGAUACCAUCUUCACUGCCAAGUCCUCUGCCGCAUCCAUCGACGCCUGCUACGCCCUCUGCGAGCUCCUCUUGAAAACCGUCGGUUUCCGUGGUCUUCACGAGUAUGGCGUCCUCGCCGAGGUUAAGAAGGCCGCCGCCGACAAGAAGAGCGGCCUGCGACGAGAGAGCGCACAGAACCUUCUGGGCGCUCUUUUCGAGAAGUUCCCCUCCCGGCAACCCAUGAGCGAAGUCGUCUUCUUGCUGCAGGAUGGCGGCGUGCUCGGCUGCGCCCUAGAUGCUCUGGCCGACAAGGGCAAUGUCGUCCGCGACGCUGCGCAGUUCGGCCUCGAUGCGCUCGUCGGUCAUUUGAGCGCCGAGGCCAUGGUCGCUGGCUUGCUGCCCGCUCUGACUACCUACCUUUCCAAGAAGACCGGGAAGUGGCAGGGCACUGUUGGCGCCCUGAAGAUCAUGCAGAAGAUGGCCGACAAGGCCAAGAUGGAGGUUGGCUGCACCAAAGAACAGGCCCAAGAGAAGGAUCUCCUCAGGGAGGCUAUGGGCUCUAAACUGGCCACCCUGAUCCCCAUCGUCGAGAAUAACAUGCACGACCUCAAGGCCGAUGUGGAGAAGCAAGCUGUCGUCACCAUGCAGUCUCUCACUACGCUCUUGUCCAACGACGACGUCGCCCCCCGCAUCCCGCUCCUCGUCGAAACUCUGCACCAUCCUUCGACACAGACCCUCCAGAAGGCCAUCCAUGCCCUCUCCCAGACGACCUUCGUAGCCAUCGUCACCUCACCUGUUCUCGCCCUCCUCACUCCCUUCCUCGAACGAACGCUCAACAACCCCAAUACUACCCAAGAGGUCUUGCGACAGACCGUUGUCAUCACCGAGAACCUGACAAAGUUGGUACACGAUCCUGUCGAGGCACGCACAUUCUUGCCAAAACUCCAGCCUGGUAUCAAGAGCGUUGGCGAGCGUGCGCCCCUGCCAGAGGUCCGUCAACUGGCUACCAGAGCCUUGGACGUCAUGGACAAAGCCAUGAGCGACGACAACAACAAGACAACGGUGGAGAAGGUUUCGGCCGAUGAUGUUGCUAAAGUCAUCGACUCCGAGAUCAAGAAGAAUGGAGGUCUGUCCGGCGAUAAAGAUUUCUUCAAGCUGGCUCGCCCCUACAUCUGCGAGAUGGUUGCUGAAGAUGCCUACCACAGGCAUAUCAGUAGAAUACCCUCCAAGAUCGCUCCUUAUCUGAAGGAUCUGAUGCAGAAACCUGGUGCCAGCGAUGCUGUUGCUGCAGGUGUUCACCAGCACUUUGUUGCCGAAGACGAGCGCAAGUUUGGAGUGCCCGAGAAGGAGGACGAUGGCGAGACCGAGAUCGUCAACGCAGACUUCUCGCUUGCCUACGGCGGUAUGCUUCUCCUAUCCCAUACAAACCUACGGCUGUUGAAGGGACAUCGCUAUGGUCUCUGCGGACGCAACGGAGCUGGCAAGUCAACUCUCAUGAAGAGUAUCGCCAGUGGCAAGCUAGAAGGCUUUCCCUCACAAGAUGUUCUCCGUACUUGCUACGUUGAGCACAACCAGGGCGAGGACGCUGAUAUUACCAUCCUCGACUUCAUGGCCAAGGAUCCCACGAUCGCCUCUGAAGGCAGGGAGAGGAUUUCGGAAGUUCUUGCGGAGUUCGGUUUUGAUGCUGGUCCUGAAGGAAGACAGGCUCAAAAGGUUGGGUCUUUGUCAGGAGGGUGGAAGAUGAAGCUGGCCUUGGCUCGAGCUAUGCUGCAAAAAGCCGAUGUUCUCCUCCUUGACGAACCUACCAAUCACUUGGACGUCGCCAACAUCGCGUGGCUGGAAACUUACCUGAAGACCCAUCCCGACAUCACCAGCUUAAUCGUUUCUCACGACUCUGGCUUCCUGGAUAAUGUCUGCACUGAUAUCUACCACUACGAGCCCGGAAAGAAGCUUGGUCACUUCAAGGGUAACUUGUCAGAUUUUGUCCAAGUUCGCCCUGAAGCCAAGUCCUACUACACCCUCUCCGCGUCUCUCGUCCAAUUCAAGUUCCCGCCUCCUGGAAUUCUGUCAGGUGUCAAGUCCAUGACUCGCGCCAUCAUCCGAAUGUCUGGAGUGUCAUACCAAUACCCCAAGGCCCCAAAGCCGUCGCUCGCCGAUGUCUCCUGUCAGUUGACUCUUUCUUCUCGUGUCGCCGUCAUCGGUCCCAACGGUGCUGGCAAGUCGACCCUGAUCAAGCUCUUGACCGGUGAGGUUAUCCCGACGUCCGGAAGCGUAGAGAAGCACCCCAACUUGCGAAUUGGCUAUAUCAAGCAGCACGCCCUGGAACACGUGGAGAUGCAUCUGGAAAAGACGCCAAACCAGUACCUCCAAUGGCGAUAUGCCAACGGUGACGACCGCGAAGUUCAUCUGAAGCAGACCCGUGUCCUUUCCGACCAGGACCGUGAGCAGAUGGAAAAGAUGAUCGAUCUUAAGGACGGUAAGAGUGGGCGACAACUCGAAGCCCUUGUCGGUCGACAGAAGUGGAAGAAGACUUUCCAAUAUGAAGUGCAAUGGAAGGGAUACCUUCCCAAGUACAACUCGCAAGUGUCUCGCGAGACCCUGAUAGAGUGGGGUUUCGACAAGCUGGUGCAGGAAUUUGACGACCACGAGGCAUCCCGCGAAGGUCUCGGCUACCGCACACUGCAACCUACUGUCAUCUCCAAGCACUUCGACGAUCUCGGUCUUGAUCCCGAGAUUGCCAACCACAACGAGAUCGGCAGUUUGUCUGGAGGACAGAAGGUCAAGGUCGUUAUUGCAGGUGCCAUGUGGAACAACCCACAUUUGCUCGUUCUCGACGAACCCACUAACUUCUUGGACCGUGACUCCCUUGGUGGUCUUUCUGUUGCUAUUCGGGAUUUCAAGGGUGGUGUUGUCAUGAUAUCCCACAACGAGGAGUUCGUCGGAGCACUUGCUAGUGAGCAGUGGCACAUCAACGAUGGACGCAUGACGAUGAAGGGCAAUGCGGCCAUCAACCUGUCUAGUUUUGAGGACAGCAGGGGGCCAAAUAGUGGCCUGAACAGCGGUGUCACAAGUGGUAUGGCCAGUCCGGCGUUGAGCAGUGCCAUGACCAGUGCAGUCAACAGCGGAGUUGAAGACAAUUCGCCCUUGGCAUUCAAGGCCAAGAAGAAGAGGAAGAAGACGAAGAAGGAGCUCAAGGAGGCUGAAGUCCGCCGAAGACUGCGCCACAUUGAAUGGCUCAACAGUGAGAAGGGUACACCUCACCCACCGGACACGGAUGAUGAAGACUAG
This is a messenger RNA of Anthostomella pinea, 3357 nucleotides long. The record is from the annotation of a GenBank genome assembly. Lineage: Eukaryota; Fungi; Ascomycota; Sordariomycetes; Xylariales; Xylariaceae.